Messenger RNA from Gasterosteus aculeatus aculeatus (three-spined stickleback), 600 nucleotides. It is a transcript of the gene smdt1b, whose product is annotated as single-pass membrane protein with aspartate-rich tail 1b. Gene Ontology annotation, biological process: calcium import into the mitochondrion; mitochondrial calcium ion homeostasis. Lineage: Eukaryota; Metazoa; Chordata; Actinopteri; Perciformes; Gasterosteidae. Gene Ontology annotation, cellular component: uniplex complex. The record is from RefSeq and is a predicted model, not a curated record.
GUCACCCGCUCCACCGCAUUACAGGAAAACAUGGCGACGGGUGUACUGCGGCUCCCGCUGCGACUUUUCACCAGAAAUGCGGGGGUAACGAGCCGUAACACCGGCUUGAAAACACCGAACAUAUCCAGGACGAGUCAAGGCAGGACCGUAGUAUCAACGUCGUCGGGUGCGAUCUUACCCAAACCGGAUAAAACGCCGUUUGGUCUUUUCCGACUGACCGUAGUGGUGGUGCCUUUCCUGUACGUGGGAACUCUGAUCAGCAAGAACUUUGCUGCUCUAUUGGAAGAGCAUGACAUCUUUGUCCCCGAGGACGACGACGAUGAUGACUGAGCCCGGGCCACAAAACAAAUGGGUGCUUUGCAAUAUUGAGUGAGAGCACACCAGCCGGCACAAGGGAGUUGGGAAAGAUGGGGCACAUGACAUCCAGCUACAUCCCUCCACCUCCACCCAUCUCCUCCCUCUCCCCCACGCUAUCUUGUUUCUGCUAAAUUCACUCUUGAAAUGUCACAUCAUGUGAGGCUAUUAAACGACUAGUUAUGCCUUCACUCUUGUUUGCAUGUUUGUCUGAUAACUCAAUAAAGGGAGUCGAUUACACAUGGA